AUGGCCGCUGCGUUUCAACAACAGAUUUUUGCACUGGAUGCACGAUUUAACGCUUACAGAGCACCAGGAAAUCCGAAUUUCAAAACUUUAUACAUACGACGAAGGAGCCAGCUUCUCAGAGAAAAUGCAAAAUUUAAGGAUAUCGAAACAAUAAAAAAGUACAUAAAUAUUAGAAGCCAGUUACUGCAGAGGAGAUAUGGAGUGCAGGAUAAUGUAUCCAUCAGUUCGUCAUCGUCAAGGCAAAGAUCUAACAGUAAAGCGAGCCUUCGUGUUGAAGAAAGUAUUACUAUAAAUGCUAAAAAGAAAAAUGAUAUGACAAUAUCUGAAAAUUAUGCAUUUUCUGGAGUUCAUCAUAUAUUUGAUCAGCAUACACAACAAGUGAGCAUGGUGAAGUUUGCUAACAAUGACCGCAGCAAGCUGUGCUGUGUGUCACAUGACGGCACUGUGUCUGUGUGCGACGUCACUGCAGUGCCUCCCCAAGUGUCUUUCAUUCUUACAGGACACACAGAGCCCGUCACGGGAUGCGACUGGUCCGCCUCCAACGAGGUGCUGGUGACGUGCGCGCUGGACGGCAUGCUGCUGGUGUGGCGCGUGGGCGCGGCGGGCGGCGUGCGCCUGCGCGCCGUGCGCGACCAGCUCGCCGCGCCGCUGCUCUGCUGCGCCUUCCAGCCCGCCAACAACAACAUGGUCAUCGCUGGUAACGCAAGAGGAAUGGUAGAAGUUCUCAACGUGUCGACAGGAAUAUAUCCUCGAGGUGGCAGCAGUAUUUUGGGCGGGAGAGUGACGGCGAUCGCGUGCGAGUCCAGCGGACGGAUUUUCUGGGCUGCUAAUGAUAAGGGCGUGAUCGUGAGCUACCGCACGUCGGGCACGGGCGCGCUCAGCAAGCUGCGGCGCGUGGGCGCGGGCGGCGCCGUGUCCUCGCUGGCGUGGAGCCCGUGGCUGGCGCGCCACCCCGCGCUGCUCGUCAGCGCCAACGACGACUCGCUGUACUUGUUCAGGAUCACGGACCGCGAGGGCGGGCUGUCGCUCAAGAAGCGGUUCAGCACGCUGCAGCGCUCGCACGCGGUGCGCUCGUCCUUCUGCCCGCUGAUGUCGUUCCGGCGCGGCGUGUGCGUGGUGUCGGGCUCCGAGGACGCCUGCGUCUACUUCCUCGACAUCGAGGGCCACGCCCAGCAUCCCGUUGUCAAUAAGCUACAAGGUCACGCAUCGCCUGUGCUGGGGGUGAGCUUCAGCUACGACGAGUCCCUGCUGGCCACCAGUGACGCCUCCGGCCUCGUCAUCAUCUGGCGGAGGGGA
This is a messenger RNA of Brenthis ino (lesser marbled fritillary), 1296 nucleotides long. Lineage: Eukaryota; Metazoa; Arthropoda; Insecta; Lepidoptera; Nymphalidae. The record is from the annotation of a GenBank genome assembly.